Cryptomeria japonica (Japanese cedar) is the source of this 2753-nucleotide messenger RNA. Its product is annotated as disease resistance protein RPV1-like. Gene Ontology annotation, molecular function: ADP binding. The coding region runs from base 46 to 2511 and encodes 821 amino acids. Gene Ontology annotation, biological process: defense response to fungus. The transcript has 4 exons. NCBI's taxonomy places the organism in Eukaryota, Viridiplantae, Streptophyta, Pinopsida, Cupressales, Cupressaceae. The record is from RefSeq and is a predicted model, not a curated record.
CUCAAGGCGAACUGGAGACACCAUCUCAUCUCGCUUCCAUUUACCAUGGGUUGCUGUUUCUCCAAGCCUACAGAGUCACCUGUUCAGAAGUCACCACAGCCACACACUUCGCAGCCUGCUAUUCAGCAACCGCUGCAUUCACAGCCAUCUAUUCAGAAGCCGCUGCCUUCACGGCCACCUGUCCAGCCAUUGCCACCUUCCAAGCCACCUGUUCAGCAACUACCGCCUUCACGGCCACCUAUUCAGCCACAGCCACUUGUUCAGCCGCCACCUGUUCAAUCGCAGCCUUUGCAGCGGCCUAUGGAGAAGCCUGCAUCUGAUCAGCUAUGGAUACCUGUUGCCUUAUCUCCAUUGCAGCCCAUUUAUCCAGACUAUGCAGUUGGAAUUCAAGAGCAGAAGAAAGAUGUAACGAAGUUGCUCGACAUGGAAAGAGAAAGCCAGUUCUCAUUGGCGGUAAUUAUUUAUGGAUUUGGGGGCAUAGGAAAGACCACGCUGGCCACUGCUGUGAUUGCUGACUUAGAUCUCGCACAGUACAACUACUCGGGAGUUGAAAUCCAUGCAGACCGGUCAAGGAAUGACAUAAAAUCGUUGCAACGGCAAAUAUUGAAAGACGCCUUCCCAGCAUAUACUUUUGACAGGAAUGUAACAUUUAGAAAUAGUUCAGAGGGUCGGGAUCAUCUCACCAGUGCUUUCCAAGCCCAAAGAAACAAGCCAGUAUUUCUUUUUAUUGACAACGUUCUUCGGGCAGAAGACUUGCAAGAGCUUUUCCCAAAAAGUUUAGCAGGCCUUCCGAAGCGGAGCAGAAUAGUGCUUACAACUCGAAAUCUGGGUGUCACGGAGAUGCUCAUACACGCCGGCCUUGAACGUCGUGACUAUCCUGUGGGUACUCUACCCGACCAAGAUGCCCUCAAAAUUUUGUUCAAGGAUGAAAACAUCAGAGGCAGAGAGAACAUGCAAAAAGCCCUGAAGAUUUGUGAUGGGAUUCCCUUGGUGUUAGAAAUUGUUGGUGCUCGUUUGCGUAAGCAGAAUUACAUGGUAGAGAGAUGUACUCAAAUAUUUGAAGCUUUGGAGACAGGAGAGGAUGUCAAAGAAGAAAAUCUGAGUCAGCGUAUGGUGACUUCUGUUUAUAAUGAGCUGGCACCAUCUACGCGAGAAGCGUUUUCGGAUAUUUGCUGCUUCUUUACUAACUGGUGUCGUCGUGAUGUAGAGUACAUUGUUGGCGCUCAGGACGUCACACUUCUUCAGGAGGCGGCAUUGAUGAAGACGUCCAGCAAAGAUGAGUUUGUCCAUGACAUCAUUCGAGCAAAAGGGCGAAGCUUGUCUAAAAGCAAUAGAAUUCUUGAUAUGCAGUCCUGGAGGGAAAUAGCACAUGAUGAUCAAAAGCUCAAGCAAAUCAAGGGGGUUUGGCUCGGCAAGGAGGAGUCUGAAUCUGGGCAUGAAGUUGAUGAGAAGCAAUUGCAUUCAUUGAAAAAUUCGUUGAGAGUUCUUUGUUUGGAAAGCCACAUAAAAAUAUCAGGAUCAAGCCAAAAAUCAACUGAAUUCAAGGAACUUAGAUUCCUCCGUUUGGGUGGUGACAUUUCUGCUUUAUGGCCAGCGAAUUUGGAGUCGCUUGAGAGAUUGACUGUGUUCCAUGGCCCUGUCUAUAAGGAUGGUGUCACUUUAUAUCAGCUGCCUAAGAACCUACGGGUGAUGAGAGCCACUGCACAGUCUCACUUCGAGGGAUCCAAACCGGGAAAAAUUAUUCCAAAUUCUUCUUUAGAAGAAUUGGAUUUAAGAGAAUUGAGAAGUCUCCAGAAGUUUUCCGAAAAGUUGGAUCACUUAACUGCCCUGAAGGUCUUGAUACUAGAUAAGUGGGACAAAAUGCAAGAGCUGCCUGAGCAGGUUUGUGGGUUGCGUUCAUUAAAUAGAUUGAGCAUUUGUGGUGGAAAUUCCUUGAGAAAUCUGCCAAAAUUGUUUGCCCAGUUAAGUUUAUUAGAGGAGUUGAUGUUAACAAGGUGUGAGCAAUUGGAGGAAUUGCCCUCGACUUUUGGAGAUCUGGGUUCUCUGAAACAGUUGAAUUUGGCAGAGUGUAGCAACUUAAAGGAAUUGCCCUUGAGCUUUGGGAAAUUAAGCUCUUUGGAGGUCUUAAAUUUAGAUAGCUGCUCUAAAUUAGAAACCUUCCCUUCCAGCUUUUGGGAACUCAGGUCUUUAACAGAAUUAAGAUGUAGCUGUUUGGAACUGAAAGAAUUGCCUUCAAACAUUGAAAAGCUUAUUUCUUUAAGACUUUUAGAUUUAAGUUAUUGCACGAAAUUGAAAAGCUUGCCUUCCGGUGUAGUAAAACUCCGCUCACUCAAAGUAUUGAAUCUAUUCGCUUGCUGUUACUUAGAAGAAGUGCCUUCCACCAUUGGGGAACUUCCAUCACUUACAAAAAUAGAUUUAAGAGGAUGUCGCAAUUUGAGAGAAUGUCCAGCUGCUCUUAGGCGAACGAAACAAGGACGGACCGUUUGGCUGCCGGACGACCUAAUGGACUAGUCCAAGCACUUUGUAUACCGUCAAUCUUUAUCAUGUGCGUGUAAUUAUGUAAGCCUGUCUUUUCAUACUGCAGAGAAUGAAAUAUGAGUUCCUGGUCCUUUGGCUGCCGGACGACCUAAUGGACUAGUCCAAGCACUUUGUAUACCGUCAAUCUUUAUCAUGUGCGUGUAAUUAUGUAAGCCUGUCUUUUCAUACUGCAGAGAAUGAAAUAUGAGUUCCUGUACACUAUAUUAUAAUUCACA